Lindgomyces ingoldianus is the source of this 1239-nucleotide messenger RNA. RefSeq lists its product as uncharacterized. Lineage: Eukaryota; Fungi; Ascomycota; Dothideomycetes; Pleosporales; Lindgomycetaceae. The record is from RefSeq and is a predicted model, not a curated record. The transcript has a single exon. Bases 1 to 753 code for a protein of 250 amino acids.
AUGAAGCUCACGAGCAUCAUUAUCACCACUAUUCUCGCUGCCACCGCCUACGGUGCUGCCGUCUCUGAACCCGAGGCCCGUUGCCGUCUUGUUGGUCAGCCAUGCUCCAAGCGUGAGGCUGAGGCUGAAGCUGCUGCCCGCUGCCGUCUCGUUGGUCAGCCAUGCUCCAAGCGUGAGGCCGAAUGCUCCUUCGGUAGCUUGACUUGCUCCAAGAAGAGGGAGGCUAUUCCCGAGCCGGAUGCUCGAUGCAGGCUCGUCGGCCAGCCCUGCUCUAAGGCUAAGCGUGAGGCCGAGGCCUUCGCUAUGUCCCAUCCAAACGAGGGUGAGCUAGAUGCUCGCUCGUGCGGCAUGCCCGGCCAGCCGUGUGACCGUCUCAAGCGUGCUGCUCUUGCGGCUGCGGAGGCCCUUGCUUCUGCUAGUCCCGAGGAUGACUCCAUCGAAGCCCGUCACUGCCUCUUCGCUUCCCACACCUGCCAGAAAGCCCGCCGCUCGGCCGAUGCCCUCGCUGAGGCCGUCGCCAAGGCCUACGCUGAGGCUUUCCCCAGCGCUGAGGCGUUCGCCAAGGCCUGUGCAUUUGGUGACGAGAUUUGCGAGAAGAUUAAGCGCUGGGCCGACCCUGAGGCCCGUUGCCGUCUAGUCGGACAGCCUUGCUCCAAGCAAAAGCGUGAUAUCAUUGCACGUGAGGCCAUUUCUGAAGCUGGUGCCGAGCUCACCAAACGCCGUUGCCGCCUCGUCGGCCAGCCAUGCUCUUAAACGUCUCGCCGAGCCGUUAGGAGUGUGGUGGUAGACGUUGACGCUCGUUGCCCUGUCUUCGCAGCCUUUCUCGCUGACGCUCAAGUGUUCGAUCCCUCAAUCCGAUUCCAAUGUCAACAAUUGUAUAUCUACAACUUUAGUAAUGCUUUACACACUGGCUCAAACGACCUUUAUCCUUCCUCAAAGGCCAGACUUGUAGAGAAGGAUGGCAUCUCUUGGCUCUUUUACAGUUCAUAGACUGGACAAAAGCCAAAGUUACUAGUCUUAUUAUGGAGAAAUGGUUUUUCGCCGAGGUGACGAACACAAUUACUGUAGUCGCGCUUGAUUGGUGGUUAUCUUUUACUUGGAUUUAUGCUUUUCUGAAAAGAUGUACGUAGUUUAGGUUGAUGGCAGACGGUCAAAUUCACCGUGCAAGCUUGUCCGAACGAUAUUUGUCGGGCUCUUACAUCCCCCAUCAAUCUUUUGAUGUGAUGUUAUUGAGUGAAG